UGUACCACUGUCGCCCAAUCUAGCAGUAUGUAGCGUGGUGGGGGCAGUGUGAUUGACAUGAUCUGCUAUCAUUAUGCGGUCUUACUUCAAAUGAAAUGUUUUCUAAUCUAGCACUAUGCAGCGUGGUGGGGGCAGUGGGUGUGGCGGUGAGCUUCAGCGCCCGUGACUCACUGCUCGGGGCGUCCGGGGACCUCCAGACCUCGAGUGAAUACGAAGACCUUGAGAGGGAGAGGGCCGAAGAAGUUGAGAUGAGUUUGCCAAAAGUACAGCAGCUCAGUAAAGCAGAGGAGAUGGGAGAUGCCGUACCUGCAAGCGGGAAAGAGCGGAGUCGGAAGAAAGGGAAGGGCAAAAAGAAAAACAAGGUUUCAAGCCAAGCCCACACACCGAGCCAAAGACAUCACACACACACCACAAUAGAGGACCUGUGCUUCACAUCACACAGAGACUUCUGUAUCCAUGGCCACUGUCAGUUUAUGGAGGACCUGAGGGAACCUUCAUGCAUCUGUCAGAAAGGGUAUGAAGGGAAACGUUGUGCGGUCCAGCUGAUGAAGACGGGGCAUAGGGAGGUGGAUGCUGAUGUGGAAGCCUACGCCCACACGGCCCUUCUGGUCAUCGCCGUGAUGCUGUCAAUCAUCAGUUGCUCUGCGCUACUUCUCACCAUCUGUGUGCACUAUAAGACUCAGCGGCGAUUUCAGGCUGUUUUCUUUAAUCCGAGCAACGAAAAGGAAAACCCUCUGAAAAAUGACAUGAUGAUUUAGGAUCCAUGGAGGCCUAACACAUGACAUCUUCUAGCAACCCAGCAGACACAACCACUUUAUUCAAUGAUGGAUAUUUAUUUAUGUGUUUACUUAUUUAUUGACAUUGGCACUUAAGUUUAGUUGAUCUUAUAAUGUUUUAUUUAUUUCAAUAUCCAUGUAUUAAGUUACUGUAAUCCCCCCUGUGGAGCAGCUUCAUUUCAGAAUAAAAGUCCCAAGCAAAGACCAGUUUGGUUUCUUAUCUUUAGUAAUCCAUUGCGAACUGGGAAGCAUGGUUAUACACAUGACCAGCUGGUUCUCUUCCUUGUGAAAAACAUAAUUUCAGGUCAUUUGAUGCAAUGAAGACUGUUCAGUACUGUAAUUUGAAUUUAGAGU
Clupea harengus (Atlantic herring) is the source of this 1130-nucleotide messenger RNA. It is a transcript of the gene areg, whose product is annotated as amphiregulin. The transcript has 5 exons. Gene Ontology annotation, biological process: positive regulation of mitotic nuclear division; epidermal growth factor receptor signaling pathway; positive regulation of cell population proliferation. The record is from RefSeq and is a predicted model, not a curated record. Lineage: Eukaryota; Metazoa; Chordata; Actinopteri; Clupeiformes; Clupeidae. The coding region runs from base 96 to 758 and encodes 220 amino acids. Gene Ontology annotation, molecular function: growth factor activity; epidermal growth factor receptor binding.